This is a messenger RNA of Magnolia sinica, 1533 nucleotides long. Its product is annotated as wall-associated receptor kinase-like 1. Gene Ontology annotation, biological process: cell surface receptor signaling pathway; protein phosphorylation. The record is from RefSeq and is a predicted model, not a curated record. Bases 428 to 1333 code for a protein of 301 amino acids. Gene Ontology annotation, molecular function: ATP binding; protein serine/threonine kinase activity. The transcript has a single exon. Lineage: Eukaryota; Viridiplantae; Streptophyta; Magnoliopsida; Magnoliales; Magnoliaceae. Gene Ontology annotation, cellular component: plasma membrane.
UGCUCUUUCUUCCCCGGGAGUUUCCAGAUACAUGUUACAUAUUCCAUGUAGGUGGCCUUUCCAUCACUUGCAUUUGUUAGGCCGUAUUAAUUAGGCAUUUUUCAUUGCCAUUAGAGCAAUUGGGGUCCUUAGAAGACACCUAUAGCUUUCUGAAAAAAGGCUUUUAAAGGUUAGUUCUCCUACUCUUCACCCAACAACUAUUUGAUUACGUUCUGAAAAUCCCCACAUUUGAUCUCUGUCACCAUGCUUGCUUAUCGUUGAAAUGAAUGAAUUUUCAAUCUUAUAGUUUUUGCAGGUAGCUCAGUGAAGGAGAAAACAGGCACAAUGGUUCCUAGAAAACGGAGCACGGUUGCUACGGGAGCUAAUCUCUUCCUGCGAUGGCAAAGUUAAAAACCCCAUCUGUAUCUUCUCUGUAGGUGAAAUCGAAAUGAUUAUUGCGAAUUACUUCCAAAUUGGUUGUGGAGGCUUCAGUACUAAUUAUAAGGGUCUGUACCAAGGCCGGCCAAUUUUCAUUAAAAGGGAAAUAAUUUGGAAUGAUAGCCAAAGAAGUGCAGAGUAUGUUUUUAAUGAAAUUGUUAUGUUAGCCCAAAUCAACCACAGGAAUGUGGUGAAGCUCUUGGGUUGUUGUCUGGAGACUGAGUGUCCCUUGUUGGUCUACGAAUUCAUCUCCAAUCGAAGUCUUUUCCACCACAUCCGCAAGUUCGACCUUUCCUGGGAAAUUCGUUUAAGGAUAGCUACUCAAAUUGCUGAUGCGGUUACAUAUCUCCACGUAGCUUUUCCAAGUCCCGUCUUGCACAAUGACAUAAAAUCCACAAAUAUCUUAUUGGAUGAACAUUACAAUCCCAAACUAAUUGAUUUCGGUCUUGCAGUAUCAAUUCCGCUGGGUCAAAAGCAUGUAGAAUCGACCGAAGCAGGGACUCUCUGUCAUUUUGAUCCUGAAUACAUUUGCACAGGACAAUUAACAGAAAAGAGUGAUGUUUUUAGCUUUGGGGUUUUGCUACUUGAGCUUUUAACCGGUAAGGCAGCUUUUGAGGCAAGCAGAGGGAACAUGUGGUUGGGGGAGAUUGUCUUUUCUUCAAUGGAAGAGAAACGCCUUGGCUCAGUUUUGGAAGAAAGGAUUUUGAAUGACGGAAAGAUGGAGCAAUUCAUUGCAUUUGCAGAAAUUGCUUUGAAGUGCAUCAACGAGAAGGGGGAGGAAAGGCCAACAAUGAAGGACGUGGCACAAGAGCUCCGAUGGAUAAGCAAAUUGGGUUUUCUUCAUUUGGUCCCAAAACUACAACCUUCGCUGUGUGUUCCAUCCAGUUCAUGUGCAGGCCUACCAUGCAACCAAUGAUUUUAUUCUAAUUUCUGUUCUUGAAUUCGCAUUGUACCAUGUGUUCUUUACUGUUGAAACUACAUGAAGAGGAGUCCCAAUGUGAUUUGGAUUGUUGUCUAUAGGACAAGUUCCACCCACUAGAAAGCUAAUUCUAGGUGUACUGGUUCUUGCUGCUGAAUCAAUUGCCCCACCAGCGAUGUGUAUCUGGACUCUGAUUA